Messenger RNA from Aaosphaeria arxii CBS 175.79, 1377 nucleotides. RefSeq names its product citrate synthase. Bases 1 to 1377 code for a protein of 458 amino acids. The record is from RefSeq and is a predicted model, not a curated record. Gene Ontology annotation, biological process: carbohydrate metabolic process; tricarboxylic acid cycle. The transcript has 3 exons. NCBI's taxonomy places the organism in Eukaryota, Fungi, Ascomycota, Dothideomycetes, Pleosporales. Gene Ontology annotation, cellular component: mitochondrial matrix.
AUGCAGAGCAUUGUCGAAUCAGUGUCAGACGCGUUCAGUGGCCAGUCUGCCAUAGCGUAUGAUAGUUCCCUUUCGGUGCUGGACAACCGAACGGGAAAGACGUAUUCGAUACCGAUCGCGCGAAAUGCAGUACGCGCUACGGAUUUCAAGCAAAUCAAGGGAGAUGGCUCUCGAGCCGACGUAGUGGAGCAAAUGGAAGCUGGUUUGAGGAUACUGGAUCCAGGAUAUAUGAAUACUGCAGUUGUGGAAUCAUCGGUUACCUUCAUUGAUGGGAUCCGCGGCACUAUCCAUUACCGCGAGCAUUCUCUUGACAAAGUCGUCCGCGACAAUGAUUGGGAGGAAGUUGUUUACUUGAUCAAUUGGGGACAUUUGCCUACCUUGACCGAGAAAGUACGAUUUCGGAAAGAUCUCGCUGCCAACAUGGUACCGCCUCAGCCUGUAGUCGACGUGAUUCGCGCUCUACCACGCGAUGCGCUCAUCUGCUCGAUGAUGCAGGCUGGACUAGCUGCUUACACAUCUUGUGACAAAGGAUCAAGGACCGUCCAUAGUUCUGGAAGGCCACAUUAUGUGAAGAACAUGCCGGCAGUUGACGCUGCAAUUGUAAGAACUCUGUCGGCCUUUGCGGUCGUCAUCGCCCUUGCGUACUGCCACAAGCGAGGCAAAGAGUUCACGGCAGCAGAUCCCAAUGGAUCGUUCAUUGGCAACUGUCUGCUCAUGAUGGGCUUCACCCAAAAUGGCAAGCCUGAUGCAACCAUUGAGCGGUGCUUCGAGAAGCUCUGGAUCCUCUACGCCAACCACGAGAUGACCAACUCCACAGCAGCAUUCCUACACACUGCCUCUUCCCUCACCGACCCAAUAUCGGGCUUGGCGGCAGCCCUCCUCUCUGGCUACGGCCCCCUCCACGGAGCCGCGAUUGAGUGUGCGUUCACCGACUUUGAGAGAAUCGGAGUGCCUGCGAACGUGCCAGCGUUCCUCGACGAGGUUAAGGGCGGCAAGCAACGUCUUUUCGGCUAUGGCCACAGGGUGUACAAGGCGGUCGACCCCAGGGCGAAGUGGAUCCGAGCGAUGCUCGAUCAGCACAAAGACAGAGUAUAUGGCAAUGAGCUGCUCCAGGUCGCGAUGGAAAUCGAUCGAUUGGCGCUCAACGACCCGUACUUCAAAUCAAGGAACCUGAAGGUCAAUGCAGAUCUCUAUGGUACGUUUUUGUACACUGCCAUGGGGUUUGAAACCGACAUCAUCGUUGCUAUGUGCUCCUUGAGUAGGGCGGGUGGGUUGAUGGCUCAUUGGCGCGAGGCUAUGGGGCAGAAGCCAUGUAUCUGGCGCCCACAGCAGGUGUUCACAGGGUCCAUCCCACAAGGCGCGCGUGCCAAAUUGUGA